AUGAUCUAUCUAUCGAUCGAUCGAUCUAGCUAUCGUUCUAUCUAUCGAUCUAUCUAUCGGUCUAUUCAGUGUUUGCACAAAUCGCAAUCAAAGUUAGUAGGUGAGGACCCGCAGCUCAUCGCGCUCAUCGUGGAGCAGCUCAAGAGCCAGGGGCUUUUCGACAGCUUCCGUGGGGACUGCCUGGCCGACGUGGACACCAAGCCAGCGUACCAAAACCUGAGGCAGAAAGUGGAUAAUUUUGUGUUGACACAUCUGGACAAACAAGAGUGGAAUCCUACAAUGAACAAAAACCAAUUGCGAAAUGGUCUGAGGCAGAGUAUGGUUCAGUCAGGCAUGUUGGAGGCUGGAGUGGACAGAAUUAUUUCUCAGGUGGUGGAUCCUAAACUAAACCCCAUCUUCAGGCCACAGAUAGAACGAGCAAUUCAUGAGUUCCUGGCAGCCCAGAAAAAAGAAGCUGUGCCAGCACCACCCCUGGAGCCAGAAAGCCAGGACCCUCCAACUCCAUCCCAGGAUGCUUCCUAAGGCUAUGCCUGGCACCUUUUGGAAGCGCCACUGAAUUAGUGGUGAAGAACAGAUACAGUUCAUAAGAGUACAAUUUCAGAAUGAAGACAGGGCAAGGUCAUCACUGACUUCAAGAUUCAGCCUUGACUGAGGGGCAGUAUCCAGAUUGAACAGGGAACAGGUUUGGUGUUAGGAAAG
Messenger RNA from Talpa occidentalis (Iberian mole), 699 nucleotides. RefSeq names its product biorientation of chromosomes in cell division protein 1-like. The record is from RefSeq and is a predicted model, not a curated record. Lineage: Eukaryota; Metazoa; Chordata; Mammalia; Eulipotyphla; Talpidae. The transcript has a single exon. The coding region runs from base 1 to 522 and encodes 173 amino acids.